CUGUUGCUUGAUUCUUCAUUUGUGAAAAUCUGUGUUUAUUACCUCUGGACACGUUGCAUAUAUUAGCUAUGACUGUUUGAUAGGAGUUUUUGUUCAGGAAGCUUGUGCUUGACAUGUUGCUUAUAUAGCUCAUGAUGGAUAUAGAAGUACAGAAGAAGGGCUUGUAGUGGGUAUUAGUCCUCCCACAUUCAAACAUUUUUUUCCGUGAAUAACACAUGAAUUUACUCAUCAAAAAGUUGCUCCCCAAUGCAGUCUAAAUUGUAACAAAGAAGAACGACAGUCGUAAUGGGAAGAAAAGAUGUGCAGUUGGAUGCUUGGGAACUAGUGCUUUUUGCUCUGUUUCGGGCCAUCCUGGAGACAAUUGUCCGAGAUAUCUCCGCCUGAUAUAUACCUUAUAUAUUCCGCUUUGCUCGUCUUCUAGCUCCUUGGACACGAGUUUCCCAUCUGUGUAAGCUGCAACUCAUCAAACGCGGGAGCGGGAGAAAUUCGACCAAGCAAAACACCGAAUUCUUCAGUUCUAAACUGAAUGAAGAGAAUCAUCCAAUCUAGUUCGCCCACCUAUCGUCUGGUUGGAGAUUGGCUCCAUUCGAGCUUUCGCGGGUUGAUUUGAAUUGGUCGUGACCAGUGAAGCGAAUGCGGUCGCUCCUAAAUGGGUGGUUACAGGGGCGUGAAAAACUGUGAUAGCGAAAGGUGAUUCCUUGGUGUUGGUCGAGUUGUUGCUGUGACCUUGGAAGGGCUUGAAAUGUUGGGGUUAUGGAGAUCAUCACUCAGCUCCACCAAGGUCGCGAGGAGAAUCCUCCCUGUUCUGGGUGUAUUCAGGGCUUAUCGCUCCACAAGCGAUUCUGUGGGUCUCGGAGUUCGUUUGCAGGAUAGUGAUUUUACUGGUGCAAAAUCGAACAUUGCUCGGUCUACUUGGCUGAUGACGAAGCUCGGUAAGGAAGGGAGGAUUUUGGAAGCACGCAAGGUGUUCGAUGAAAUGGGUGUAAGAGACGAGAUAGCGUGGACCACUCUGAUAUCUGCUUAUAUCAAGUGCGGGUUGAUUGAAGAGGCACGCGAGCUGUUUGAUAGGGCGGAUGCCAAGAGAAAUGUGGUGACUUGGACUGCCAUGCUCGGGGGAUAUGUGAAGUUGGGUAGAAUACGUGAAGCGGAGACUUUGUUUGAUGAAAUGCCCCAUAGAAAUGCUGUCUCGUGGAACACCAUGAUUGACGGGUACGCACAAAAUGAUCAAGUUGACUCGGCGUUGAAGUUGUUUGAGAGCAUGCCCGGCAGGAAUGUGGUUUCAUGGAAUACGAUUAUCACUGCUUUGGCACAGCGUGGGAGGAUCGAGGAGGCAAAGGCGCUUUUUAAUCAGAUGCCUAGAAGGGAUGUAAUUUCCUGGACGGCGAUGGUGGCAGGUUUGUCUAAAAGUGGGAUGAUCGAUGAGGCAAGAGAGUUGUUCGAUAGAAUGCCAGAACGUAAUAUUGUCUCAUGGAACGCAAUGAUCACUGGUUAUGCACAGAAUAAAAGGUCAAGGGAGGCUCUUAAUUUGUUUGAGAGAAUGCCAGAGAGGGACGUGCCAUCGUGGAAUACGAUGAUCACAGGGCUUAUUCACAAUGGAGACAUAGAGAUGGCCAGGGAUUUGUUCAAUGAGAUGCCCCAGAGGAAUGUUGUCUCUUGGACUACCAUGAUCACUGGGUAUGUUCAGGAUGGGCAAAAUGAAGAAGCGCUAAAAAUAUUUUUGAAAAUGAAGGGUGAUGAUGAGAUAAAUCCGAAUCAAGCAACCUUUGUGAGCGUUUUGGGCGCUUGCAGUGACUCAGCAGGUCUUGGGGAAGGAAAGCAAGUUCAUCAGGUAAUUUGUAAAACACCAUAUCAUGAUAAUACGUUUGUGGCAUCGGCUCUCAUAAACAUGUACUCAAAAUGUGGGGAGUUAGUCACUGCAAGGAAGAUGUUUGAUGAUGGUUUGUGGAGCCAAAGGGAUUUAAUAUCAUGGAAUUGUAUGGUUGCAGCUUAUGCUCAUCAUGGAUGUGGAAGAGAGGCGAUCACUUUGUUCAACCAAAUGAUAGAAUUAGGUUUUAAACCCGAUGACUCCACCUUUGUGGGGUUGCUCUCCGCAUGUAGCCAUGCUGGUUUAGUGGAGGAGGGCCUAGAGUACUUCAGCAGACUUGUGCAGGACAAAUCCGUGCAGUUGAAAGAAGAUCACUUUGCAUGUUUGAUUGAUCUGUGCGGUCGAGCUGGUAGGCUGGAGGAAGCUUUUAAUUGGAUUGAGCAGGUUGUGGAUAAGCCAUCUGCAUGUCUUUGGGGAGCCCUUCUAGCGGGAUGCAACUAUCACGGGAACGCGGAAAUUGGCAAGGUGGCUGCAGAGAAGCUUUUUGAGUUGGAACCAGAAAAUGCUGGCACAUAUUUGUUGUUGUCUAACAUAUAUGCAUCGACGGGGAAAUGGAGAGACGCUGCAAGAGUGAGGUUGGAAAUGAAGGAGGAGGGAUUAAAGAAACAGCCAGGUUGUAGUUGGAUUGAGGUGGGGAAUAUGUUUCAUGUGUUCGUUGUUGCCGACAAGUCUCAUUGUCAAAAGGAGCUUAUCUAUUCUCUGCUCCUCGAUCUUCACUUGAAAAUGAAAAUGAAGAGGUCUAGUUCUGUACAAAAAGAUGUUGAUUUAGCGGAUGAGGACGUUUUGGUAGCGUGAAAGUCAUGAUAUUUGCCUUCUCUGUCCAA
Molecule: messenger RNA, 2688 nt
Organism: Syzygium oleosum
Lineage: Eukaryota; Viridiplantae; Streptophyta; Magnoliopsida; Myrtales; Myrtaceae
Product: pentatricopeptide repeat-containing protein At2g35030, mitochondrial
Exons: 1
Coding region: 743-2659 (638 amino acids)
Biological process (GO): RNA modification
Molecular function (GO): RNA binding; protein binding
Source: RefSeq, a predicted model, not a curated record